AACAACAUCCUGGAUAUUGGAGCCUGGCGGCGCACACAGCUACAGAAAUAAAGGAGGAACGAAGACAUAACGGAGGCGGUGGUGCUCAUCGCGAAUGCUUCACUGUACAGAAGCAGGGACAUGAACGUGAACUUGGCAACUUUCGGCCGUUAAUGGUGGAUUUACGGUGUAUGGCGCCGAUUUAUCCCGCGGCACCGACAAGGUGAUGCAGCAGCGGCAGGACGGGAUCAGUCCGCCACACGGCUGCCUGCUGAAUGCCUUUACUGGGGGAAAAAAGGCGCAGCACACGUCCAGCACAGGCCGGCUUGAGCUUUUAUUAAAAUAGGGCAUUAUGUAGAGGGGAUUACCCAAGGUUUACGAUACACUCGUGGUUUACUUUCGUUAUUGUAUCGGCUCUUAAUAUCGCUCUCCGCUUCAGAGACGCUGCCACGGCAUCAAGCGGACCAGGCCUGUGCUGAACCUCCGUCCGCGACACUGAUAUUUGCCGCUGUACGCGCGUGAUGUGACGGCAACUUUCAUCGUUAACGCCAAUAACGGAAGCUCGUGGUGAUUUAGUCUUGUGGUUGGUAUCCGGUCGGCCAGAUUUUGUUAUGUUUACUUAGGUUGCGAUACUGUUUUGUGUAUUCAGACUGCCAGUCCCUUAUCGAUAGCAUAUCGUUGUUUUUGCUAGUUUAAGAUAAAUAUUUCGGUUAACGGGCGUUGAGGGCGGACUAGCCGUUUAUCCACUCGACCCAGCCCGCCUUGACACCGAGAAGCGUUUGGAUCAAAGCGAGGAUCAUGGAUCAGAAUGAUAAGACCCUCACGAGCGAGUGGAAGCAUCUGUGAUCUACAGGACAGAACUCUAUUUCGAUGAGAUAAGCAGACGUUCGGGAGUAACGCUUUGACCGCAAUGAGAUAAUAGUGUGGCUUGCGCGAAAACAGCCUUGACCCUUAUCCCUCCAUAUUCCAGUCGAUCAUCAAAAUAUGACCACGCCGGCUCUAUUGCCGCUCUCGGGACGUAGGAUACCUACCCUCUCGCCAGGUGCCUCCUCAUUCCCCCAUCACAGAGCCACCUUACGGCUCUCAGAGAAGUUCAUCCUCCUCCUCAUUCUCAGUGCCUUCAUCACCUUGUGCUUUGGAGCCUUUUUCUUCCUCCCGGACAAUUCCAAACACAAGCGCUUUGACUUUGGUUUGGAGGACGUGUUGAUACCGCACAUCGAGACCGAGAAGGAGGCCAGGCAUGGCAGUAGACAGGUCAUACAUGGCGUGGGAGCUCACGACGAGCAUCGACACAGAGAGGAAGAGGAGAGCCUUCGUGACAAGAUCCGGGCAGAUCAUGAGCGGGUGCUGCAGGAAGCCAAGGAAAAGCUCCGCAAAUCCAAAGAGGAGCUGAAGGCAGAGAUCCAGACAGCGAAGGCCAAGGUUUCUGAGGACCUGAAGAAGAAAGACGGGCCCAAACCACUGCCUCCAGUGCCCAUGCCCAAACUAGUAGGGGUCAACGAUGGUGACCCAGGGGACCCUGACACCAAGGAGAAGAGGGACAAAAUCAGAGAGAUGAUGAAGCAUGCGUGGGACAGCUACAGACAAUACGGCUGGGGCCACAACGAGCUCAAACCCCUCGCCAAGAAAGGACAUUCCACCAACAUCUUCGGUAAUAGUCAGUUAACAGGCAGAGUAUAUUUUUGUUUGUGUACUCUAUUUAUGCUGUCACUAAAAAAUGAGCAGAAAGACGGGUUAAUACUUUUACAUUUUUCCUUUCUAUUUCUACAGAACGCAGAAGUAUCUGUCUUUGAGGUCAACAUCCGCUUCAUUGGAGGGCUUCUGGCUGCGUACUACCUCUCUGGACAGGAGGUUUUUAAGCUAAAAGCUGUCCAGCUGGCGGAAAAACUGCUUCCUGCCUUCAACACCCCGACGGGCAUCCCUUGGGCCAUGGUCAAUUUGAAGAGUGGAGUGGGGCGUAACUGGGGAUGGGCGUCAGGUGGAAGCAGCAUUCUGGCCGAGUUUGGGACGCUCCACAUGGAGUUUGUGCAUCUGACGUAUCUGACAGGAAACCCUGCCUACUAUCAGAAGGUAAUGCACAUACGGAAGCUGCUGGCUAAAAUGGACAGACCCAAUGGGCUUUACCCGAACUAUCUGAACCCGCGCACAGGGCGCUGGGGCCAGCAUCACACGUCUGUAGGUGGGCUGGGUGAUAGUUUCUAUGAAUACCUCCUGAAAGCCUGGCUGAUGUCUGACAAAACCGAUGCCGAGGCUCGCAAGACCUAUGACGAUGCCAUCGAGGCCAUCGAGCGCCACCUCAUCCGUAAGUCCAACGGGGGCCUUACUUUCAUCGGGGAGUGGAAAAACGGCCACUUGGAGCGCAAGAUGGGUCACCUGACCUGCUUUGCUGGCGGCAUGUUUGCCCUUGGGGCCGAUGGCUCACCAGAUGAUAAAGCUGGACACUACCUGCAGCUCGGGGCAGAGAUUGCUCACACCUGCCAUGAAAGCUAUGAUCGCACUGUGCUAAAGCUCGGUCCAGAGGCCUUCAAGUUUGACAGCGGACUGGAGGCUGUGGCUGUGAGACAGAACGAGAAAUACUACAUCCUGAGGCCAGAGGUCAUCGAGACGUACUGGUACAUGUGGAGAUUCACCCACGAUCCCAAAUACAGGCAGUGGGGCUGGGAAGCAGUGCAGGCUAUAGAUAAGCACUGUCGAGUGAGUGGAGGUUUCUCUGGUGUGAAAGACGUCUACUCCUCCAAUCCCACCUAUGAUGACGUCCAGCAGAGCUUCUUCCUGGCUGAAACGCUCAAAUAUCUGUACCUGCUGUUCUCCAGUGACGAGCUGCUUCCUCUGGAGAACUGGGUGUUCAACACAGAGGCUCAUCCUCUGCCCGUCCUGCACCUGGGCAACAUCACCCUGCCGGGCAGCGAAAGCCAGCGGUAGAGAGGACAGACGGGGGGGCGCUCUCCCCCUCAACCGCCCCUUUACUGAACACCUCCCUCCUCCUGAAAGACAGCAGAGGAGAGAACUGAACCCCACAACCACUGUCUCCUCCUGCACUGUGAAUCAUGGGACUGCAGUGAACGCAGGAGACCCCAUCAUGUCUCUCUAUCUCUCUCUCUCUCUCUCUCUCAUGUAUUCUCUGAACGACAAACUGGUGGAUUGAUUAAUUGUCAGACAAAAAAGACGCGCAUUUCUCACCAGGGAAGGAUUUUAUCAAGUUUGUUCUAUUUGUUUUUCUCCAAUUUGGUGGCGUUUCAUGACUUGCUGGAUGAAUGGUUUUCGGACCAGCUCUUUCGCUUUCCAAGACGGCAGAUGCGGCCUCCUGUGAUAUCCUUCUCUGGGCACACGGGGAUGUUCAGGAUUUCUUCUCAACGACUCAUUGUUGGGGUUAGCGGGUAAACAAAUGGACACGUGCUGCUGUCGAACAGCUGUGAAAUCUUCACCACCGUCAUUCCAGAAAUCCUGCGCUUUCAGCGUUUCUCCAUUCACGUCUUUUCCUCAGAAAUGACUGCUUUCUGAUUGGUGGAUGGGUUUGUUUCGCCACACAUCAAUCAGUAACACUUGAAGCAGAAGUCGCAGCUCUUUCCAUGCUAAUGCUAUCGGUUUCACCAUUUGUUUUCAUUUGUCAAUAGUGCCGCUUUGUUAGACCAGACCUGAUUUUUUUUUCAGCAGCCGAGAUUUGCCACUAAUCAUAGCCCACGAGAUUUAUAUAUAAAUAUAUGGGGUUUAGAGUUCAGAAAAUACACUGUGUGUGUGUGUUCGUGUGUGUAUACAAGAAGCUCAGAGUCGGUAAAACACAAACUAGAUAUUUUGCAUACAACUUAACAACAAUGCCAAUGAUGUAGGUUUUGUCACGGGACGAAUGAUGUUGAACUGAGGUUGUUUGUUUUAUUUUCAGGUUGUCAUUCCAGUUUCUGGUAUUCAUUAAAAGCUAAAGCAUAUCUCUGAAGAUCUCAUGUGAGUUUUAGCGUGACUUAUUCCCUGACAUCUUCUCUGAAACUCCGACUCCUGAACUCAGAGUUUGUGCAAACACAACCGUGCGCCAGUCCUAAUCAAGUAUUUAAUUUGCUUUUAUUUAUUUAUUUCUUUUUUGGUUUAAUAGACCUUUAAUGAAUAUUGAUUCAGUCUCUUUUGGAAGACGCUUUCAGCCUUAUAAUGCUCUUUUUUACCUUCAAGUGUGUAAAAUGGCACAUUCACAGAACAUGUAGUCCACACGCUGAAGGAAAAGCUAAUUAUUUCCUCUUAGCUCUGUUUGAGGAUCAAUCCAUCUCAAAGCACCAUUGAUGGGAUGCUGGGUGCCAUCGAUCAGCUCUUUCUCUCUAUGCUUUCAGUUCCUGUCUGAAGGAGACCCGUGUGUGCUCUCCUCUCCUCUAGAUGGCAGAAGUGAUGUCCGGGGUGUGUGUCGUUUCUGUUCUUUUCUCCCACAGUAACAUGACUUUGACUAAUGGUGAGUGAAGCCCUGGCAAACACUCUUCACUGUUGUUGCUGGGUGGGUUUUGAAAAAGCUGUGUUCUGUAUUUGUAUUUUUACUGAACAAAGAAGACAACAAAAUAUUGUAAAUAUGUUUAAAAUGACACACAAAUUCAAUAAAGAUGUUACAAAAAGUGAACAGAAUAAAACAAAA
Danio aesculapii is the source of this 4585-nucleotide messenger RNA. It is a transcript of the gene man1a2, whose product is annotated as mannosidase, alpha, class 1A, member 2. Lineage: Eukaryota; Metazoa; Chordata; Actinopteri; Cypriniformes; Danionidae. Gene Ontology annotation, cellular component: extracellular exosome; Golgi membrane; endoplasmic reticulum. The record is from RefSeq and is a predicted model, not a curated record. Gene Ontology annotation, biological process: N-glycan processing; carbohydrate metabolic process. The coding region runs from base 964 to 2901 and encodes 645 amino acids. The transcript has 16 exons. Gene Ontology annotation, molecular function: calcium ion binding; mannosyl-oligosaccharide 1,2-alpha-mannosidase activity.